This is a messenger RNA of Hippoglossus stenolepis (Pacific halibut), 4497 nucleotides long. RefSeq names its product zinc finger DHHC-type palmitoyltransferase 7 (gene zdhhc7). The coding region runs from base 285 to 1247 and encodes 320 amino acids. Gene Ontology annotation, cellular component: endoplasmic reticulum; Golgi apparatus. The transcript is spliced from 8 exons. Lineage: Eukaryota; Metazoa; Chordata; Actinopteri; Pleuronectiformes; Pleuronectidae. Gene Ontology annotation, biological process: peptidyl-L-cysteine S-palmitoylation; protein targeting to membrane. Gene Ontology annotation, molecular function: protein-cysteine S-palmitoyltransferase activity. The record is from RefSeq and is a predicted model, not a curated record.
UUAUUUGCCUGGACAUUCGUGAAUGACACCGGAGAAAGCCGAAGCGGACCCCGGAAGCUCCCUCGUUACUGGUCGGUCUGUCAGAGAUGUGCCGCCGCCGCCGCUUUGUAGCUGGAGCUUCUCUGACAUUACUCUGUGUUAUGAAGACGCCCUCAGCGAAAUAAAUCCGGAACAUUGAGGUGACGACCUACAUGCCAGUCUGCAUGUGUGAUUCGUUUUCAAUGCUGGUCCAGGGGGUAAACCACACAGCAUGCUAUUGUGAAGAGGAAACCUAUUAGAGCAGGAUGCAGUCUUCAAACCACCGACUGCGAGACAUGGAGCAGCACCACCCACUGCUGUCGGCAGGUGCAGAUGUGGAGACGGGGAGCCUGGCAGCCGGAGUGAUGGUUGGGAGUCCUCACACGGGCCACACCGCGGGGAACCGUACCCUGUGGUUCAUUCAGGACAGCUGCGGCAUGGUGUGUGCAACCAUAACCUGGUUCCUGGUGCUAUACGCCGAAUUUGUGGUGAACUUUGUCAUGCUGCUUCCCGCCAAGAACUUCUGGUACUCACUCCUGAACGGGGCCACCUUCAACUCACUGGCUGUGCUUGCAUUGGCGUCACAUCUGCGCACCAUGAUGACUGACCCGGGGGCAGUUCCUAAGGGCAACGCCACCAAGGAGUACAUGGAGAGCUUGCAGUUGAAGCCUGGUGAGGUUAUCUACAAGUGCCCGAAGUGUUGCAGCAUCAAGCCUGAGAGGGCGCAUCACUGCAGUAUUUGUAAAAGAUGCAUCCGGAAGAUGGAUCACCACUGUCCCUGGGUCAAUAACUGUGUGGGAGAAAAGAAUCAGAGAUAUUUUGUUCUUUUCACUAUGUACAUAUCCUUGAUUUCUGCCCAUGCCCUGGGCCUCAGUGGAAUGCACUUCUUCAGCUGUAUUAAAGUCCAGUGGAACGAGUGCAGUGAGUUCUCUCCAGGGGUGUCGGUGCUGCUCCUCAUCUUCCUCUGUCUCGAAGCCAUCCUCUUCCUCACUUUCACAACCGUAAUGUUUGGUACACAGAUCCACUCCAUCUGCAAUGACGAGACGGAGAUUGAACGUCUUAAAAACGAGAAGCCCACGUGGGAGCGUCACGUGAGAUGGGAAGGAAUGAAAUCUGUGUUCGGGGGUCCACCGUCUUUGCUAUGGUGCAAUCCUUUCACGGGUCUGCGUCUGCGGCGAGUGUUGCUGUUGACCCACGGCCGCCGCGGCGGGUCGGAGUUUUCAGUCUGAUCCAGCUCAUCAACACUUGAUCCUCCCUACAGCUAGAUUUUUUGUAUGCCCUCUCCUGGUCUGGGGCUUAGAUGGACCUCUGCUCCCUGAACCUGUCUCUCAUGUGUGGGUGUCAGGCAGACUGGCUGCACCAGUGGGACCCCAGUGAAUCAAUCAACCACCACUGAGAUUUGGUAUCCUCUCUCUUACAUGCUGACGAGUCUGCUGAGCAACUGGAAUAUUGUUUUUAACAUAAGCAGCUCUUUGGUUUGUUUGUGUCUUUAGGAUAAGCAUGCAGUAAGUAACAAGUGAGUCUUUAAUUCCUUGUGAGACCAUCCGAGGUGUUGUUUGAACUCAACUUAUGUACCUUCAAUCCACAACUCCAGCAGUUUGUCUUCGCUGCUACGCACACGAGAUUCGAGAUUAGGGUUUGGAUUUUUUUUGGAGAGGAGAUCAGCAAUAUAUCCUUCAUCAUCACUGGACCCAGACAAGUGAAUCAAUACGGGAAAAUACUUGAAAGGGUUGUGUCGGACCCAGACAACGGGAUCGCAGUGAAGGACAUGCACCACUCGCAUGGCUCUUGAGAAAGCAGCCUGGACACGGAGCACCAUGGACAUCAUGAAUUAUACUGUGCUGCCUUGAUUUGCAUGUAUGACAGUUCAAUCAGUCAGUAUCUCUGCCAGAAAAAGAGACUCUUCUCUGUCUUCAAAUGAAUGAACAGGCUACUGUGAACACAAGCCUCAUUCUUAUUCAAGAGGACUGAGUGGCUUUUCCUGUCUCUUCAUCUCCUCCAUCAGUUUUCCUGCCUCUGCCUGACAUUUUUUAAAUGUAAAUCAAGCCAGUAUAAAUGAAUUCUCCUUUUAUUUAAUUUUUUUAAACCUGCUGAAGCUUCUGUAAGCUUCAUCACAGUGACCACUCCUCGACAGUUGACCUUAAUGACUCACUAGGGAGGACUACAGUUAUUCUGAAUAUUCAUUUGGGGGGAAAAUAUCACAGUUUUGUAUAAGUCAUAUACAUGUGGUCAAUUUUCCAUUCCACUGCUCUUACAUGCUGCUUCACGUCUCACUGUCUACAAGUGAUGGGUGACCCACAGACCAAUGAUACGCCUCCCUAAGUUUUUUUUAUAUAUAUAUAUAUAACCAAGUGAUUCAGGUUAAACAAGGUUGGCUGCUGAAAAGAUCGAAUGUUCUGAAGCUAUAUUGGUUUUAUUUCUACACAGUUUUGCUGUAUGUGGAAAACUGGAGGCUCUGUCUGUGUAUAGUAGGAAUCCACAGGAGAGAACAGUUCGGUAAGACUUCAUAGCAUUUAAACCGUGGAAAGCAACCCGACAACCCCCACCUCAAUUCAGAGCCAAGUCUCGGACGUGGUUGCUUAGCAUGCUCCUUGGCCACCGAGUGGUUCAACAUUUUGAAAAAGAGAAUUUAAAAUACUUGUACGACCUCCUCUGGCUCGUCGUGAGCUCAUUCUUAUCCCCAGAGCCAAGCUCCAUUGUGUAGCCUGUAGAAUUACAAAGGAGCUGCUUUGCAGAAAGAGGCUGAGGUACAGGGCUCAUUAUACAGACUGGACAAAGUCUCUGUGAGCUCAGCAGAUGCUUGUGAGGCCUUUCUUACCUGACUCCAGAAAUGUCGGGCUUGUGACAUCAUGUGGCAGGACAGAAGCAGAUACUCUCCCAGUGUCGCUAGGACACUUAAUCCAUGCCUUCAAAAUCAUUCUGUCAAGUGAAUUUAUUAGCUUGAAAGAUUUUUGUUAUUAUUGCCAUAUUCAUAGUGUUUUCUCACUUUGUGACGACUAUGUCUCCUGUUUUUUUACUCUGCAUAAGUCAUGGGCCUGUUUGCACUGGAUGAAUGUGGCUUUUUUUAAGUCAGGAGUUCCAAGAUUUAAAGUCAAGUUCUGACUGACGGGCCGGUAUAGUGUUGUCGAAUCAAGAUUCUCAAAAGUCUCGUUUUUUUUAUGGCGUGUUGGACAAUAUAUUGCUGUUCGUUCCCAUCUGUGGUCGUCAGGAGAAGAAACUCCUCUGUUUACACUAAAUGAUGAUAUCUGACGCUCUAUGGCCAUGAUGCUUUUAAACAAAUGCUGUCAUUCGAAUGUAAGAGUUAAAUAUUUCGGGACUAAGGGACAUGUCACUGAAAGCUAACUGAUAUCAGGGGAUUUUAUUAAUGCUGGCCUCUUAUUUCUUUUUUUAUUCUGCAUCACCUCAGUUGACUGGAUAUACAUGUUGGAGAAUCACUUUCCUACUCAAGCAGCAUCAUACUGUGUCAGUAUUCAGCAAGUCCCUUGUGCUAACAUACUCGGUGUACUUUUUAACACACAUAAAAAUCAUAGGCAUUAGACAGAUUGUAUUGUAUUUUAAGGCUUCUCAGAAAACAACAAAAUCAUGCUGUUAAGUUUUGCAGAUGCACCAAUAUCUUGCUGAUAAAUCGACCGCUGUUAAAUUAAUAAUAUUUGCGAGUAUUAACGGUAAAACUACAUCCAGAGCCACUCAGAGGCCGAUAAACUGAUAAACACAAAAUGCCUUUACACUACAAGAAAAUAUCUGAGCCCUGACUUAAUGUAACAGUGGCAGGAGUAACACACAGCUUAACUUUAACUUAUAUUUGUAGGAGGUUUCAGAGCUAACGGAUUCAUAUCAUGUGACGAAUGGUGUAAAAUGUUCGACCUGGCUUGGUUGAUAUUAACAACUACUUCACUAGAGGGUAGUUCUGCUUCAUGACCAAACUCACAUGUUAAAAUCAUCAUGUCUUGAGGUGGGAUUCUGUUACAGGGUAUGUAGUUUUACAUUCAGCAAUAGAAUAAAUUAAUGAUGAUUUUAAAGGGUCAUAGUGGUAAAUGUAUUUUGAGCGAUUCUCCACUUUUCUGUUUGACUCAGUAAAACAACAAUCAACAUGGAGAGAGAGCUGUAGGACACGUGAAACUGUGUAAACCAAUACAACACUACUCCGUCAAAAGGGUUUUCUCACACUAGUUUGGGAUUUUUGUGCUGAAAUUCUCAGAUAAAGAGCAUUUUGUGAUGUAUAGUAGUGAUUUUUAACAGGCUGGAGGUUUCACCACAGAUUUACCAUCAUUACCAACAUUGCCAUGAGAAGGUGCAAAAGGUUUUAUUUCCUCCAGAACAAAAGUCCUUCAGCUUUAUAAACAAACUAUAAAAGUUACUAUUAACAAUAUAUAAAUGGAAUGUUUUAUUCAAGCUUUUUUAAAUUAAUGUGUCACAAUCUUAUAAUGUCUUCUAUCUUUAAUGUCAUUCUUUUGCAUAAUAAACUUGAUUAAACUCAUA